AUAACUUGUGUGAUUUGGCAGCCUCCACAUUCACAUGUAAUUGUGUAAUAUUUUAGGCUGGUUAUAUAAUUUCCUCAUUUGCAAAAACCUGAUGGAUUAUGGCAGUGCCAUAAUAAGAAGCUGAUUAUAUUCGCAGGGAGUAUUCUGCAGGAAGAGAAAGAGGUGAGUGAGAUCAGGAGGGUGUGAAUGAGAGCUGCUAUUGGUUCACCUCUGGGUUGUUGUAAUUAUUAGAGUCAUGCACCUCAGGGACCUGACAGUGGAAAGAUCUGCUCUCACCCAACAACAGUGUAGUGGCUGUGCUUAAAGGAUGGAUGAAGGCCAACAAGAAACUAUUCAGAAUCAUUACACUAAAUCCUCCUCUUUACUGCACACAUAUAAGACAUAAAAAAAAGUCCUAAUAGUUUAUACAUGGGAACAACACUAUAUGCCUUCAGCCUAGCAGAAAUUUGACUGUACAAUAAAAUACAUGAUAUACAUGCGUUUCAAAUUUGUAAGCUGAAAGUUUUAUGAAGACCAUGGAUUCAGCUGGUGGUCCUAAUCCGCAUGAGGGAAAAAUGACUUUUGCUGACUUAGAGGUUAGAGAUGAUGAAAGUCAGAAUAUUCUUUCUCUAUGCUUUGGAGAAAUUGACAAGUGCUGGUGUCUAACCAACAUCAAUACUAAAAUGAUUGAUAAAAAUAAAUCUGAGUUGGACCCCUUGCUUCCUAAUAAUGGUCUGUGGCUCUCAGUCCAUGAUGACGAAAAAGUGUCCACUGGUGCGCAGGCCAUGGCAAGUGAAUCGGUCUGUAACAUGGUGCUUCAGAUCCUGGCUCCGUUCCUCCUGGCGGGCUUCGGCACAGUGAUGGCUGGCAUGCUGCUGGACAUCGUGCAGCAUUGGGAUGUGUUUCGGAACGUAACAGAAAUCUUCAUCCUGGUGCCAGCAUUACUUGGCAUGAAAGGCAACUUGGAGAUGACACUGGCAUCAAGACUCUCUACAGUGGUGAAUGUCGGGAAAAUUAAUUCCUCAAGAGAGAUGUGGAAACUGAUCAUUGGAAAUCUUGCCCUAAAGCAGGUUCAGGCUACAGUGCUGGGCUUACUUGCUGCUUUAGCAGCCUCUGUACUCGGAUGGCUUCUUGAGGAGAAACUGACCAUAAACUAUACAGCACUGUUAUGCUGCAGUAGUGUAGUGACAGCAUUCAUGGCUUCAUUAUUGCAAGGUAUCAUUAUGGUGGGUGUGAUUAUUGUCUCAAAGAGGACAGGGAUCAAUCCAGACAACGUAGCAGCACCUAUUGCGGCUAGUUUUGGUGACCUCAUCACUUUGGGGUUGCUUGCCAUCAUCAGUCAAAGGCUUUUCUAUUGCAUUGAGCUUUACCCCUAUGUCAUCUAUGUAGUGUGUGUCAUCUUUCUGUGCCUGACACCGAUCUGGGUAACACUUUCAUUUUGUCACUCUGAGAGCCACAAACUGUUGUAUAAUGGUUGGGAACCGAUAAUUACAGCCAUGGUUAUUAGCAGCAUGGGUGGACUCAUUCUGGACAAAACCAUUACUGACUCAAACUUAGGAGGAGCAGUGGUUUAUGCCCCUGUGAUAAAUGGUGUUGGAGGUAACCUGGCUGCCAUCCAGUCCAGCCGAAUAGCCACGUAUCUUCAUUUUCACUGCUCGCUGGGAAGCUUACCAGAUGAUGCUAAACGCUUUUACUGUCCAUUCCGCACGUUUUACGGCAAAGGAUAUAACAACAGAACAGCAAGGGUGCUGCUUUUUCUAGCCAUUCCAGGCCACGUGGUCUUUCUCUUUAUUAUUUAUCUAAUGCAAGGGGCCAACACAAGCCCAACACCAACCUUCAUCAUCCUCUACUUGAUUGCAGCUCUAACACAGGUAUUUCUACUGUUGUGCAUAGCAGACUGGAUGGUUCAUUGCUUGUGGAAGUAUGGUCGAGACCCAGAUAGCUUUUCAAUUCCUUAUUUAACAGCCUUGGGUGACCUACUGGGGACUGGCCUUUUAGCUCUUUGUGUUUUUUCUUUGGGUAAUUAAUGAAAAGGACACAAAUACUGUAGGUGGCUGAAAUACAUUUAAUACACAUGUUUAGGAUAUCUUAAACUAUUAUUUCUUUUUACAUUGUUUCUAAUUCUCAAUUUUUGUUAGACUCUUAUCUUGUUCUGACCCAUUGCUCAAAUAUCUCAGACCCUUUGGAAGGCAACAUUAGUUACUUUCUAAGUGAUUCAAAAUUAUUAUUAUUCAUUUAUUAUAUUCUUAUUUUUUCAGCAGUCCAUAUACUUAAAAUGGCAAACUGAGCCAAUCAUGCUUUGUAUAUACCAUGGUGACAUGUGCAUGUAUGUGAACAAUUGCUGGCUGUUUUUGACUGUUGCAGCACAUAAAUGACUGAAAAGAUUAAUUCUCUGGGUUUUCCAGGAAAUAAACAUGAUUAAAAAAACUUUAAAGUUACAUUUAAAAAAACAAAACCAUAACUGAAAACAUUGAUUAUAGAUAUUAUCUGAUUACAUACAGAUUAUUCCCCUAUUCAUAGUGCAUGGUUCCUUUUUAUUCUUCCACCUCUCAGUUUGUAACUAAUCUAUUAAUUUAUUUAUUUAUUGGAUUUAUUGAGGCUUUUAAAUCCAAAACAGUGGGCAAAACAGUUACAUACUAAUGUAACUAACAUAGCAAAGUUUCAAAAUCCCUACUCCUAAAGCUGACCUGUGUUAAAGGCCAACCUCCAACUUGUUAGUGAAAUAGGCUAGUAAUUAAAUGUCUUUUUGAUUUUCUUAAGUCUUAUGUCCUCGUAGGAAGGUCAGACUACAGUAGAGCCUUUGGGGAAGGUAUUCAAUUUAAUUCAAUUCAAGUUUAUUUGUAUAGCGCAUUGUAAGGAAGGUACAGUGCAGGAUGAAGGCAAAGAACAAGGGUGUACAAGAGUGAAGAGACAGUAUGAAAGAGAAAAAUAUGUGUAUUUGGAUAGUUAUGUACAGUUGCAUUCAGUGAUAACUGAAGUAAAUGUACUAGAUGCACUAGUAACAGAUGAAUUCAGGGAAAGGGAAGAGGAAUAAAUGAAAAAUGAAAUAAAUGAGAUAGCUAAGAAAUGGAUUAUGAGCAAUGCAGGGAAGAAAAGACAGUGAUUGGAGAAAAGCUAUAUUUUGAAGACACAGACAAGGGAAGUAGAAGCUGGACAGAAAAGGUCGUUUGGCCGCUCACCCCAAAAAUCUGUGAGAAGUUGUUUGUAGAAAAAACUAUGGGCAAGUUGCUUGCAGUUGUGGACAUAAAGGAAUUGCUGUCAAAGAUCCUAGGACAAAAUGGGUAAAGAUGGAGGAGAUCCUAGGUUCUAGACAUGAGAGGAGCAGUGGAAACUCCGGUAGUGGACGGGAGACAUUUUGAGCCAGCACAUCUUAGACUGUGGCAUGCCAUUUGGGCUGACCUCCCGCUUAAAGUAGACCCAAAGGCCUCAACAACUUUCCCUUUGCAGUGAUCAGUAUCUACAGUCAAAUGCCAGAGUCAGCAUGGUGGCAAAAAAAUUUAUUCCAGAAAGGACAAAAUGGAAAGCAUAUGUCAUAAGCAUAAGCAUAAGCCUGGUUUGGUCCACCUAGGGAUGUGCUGGGGAUGUGGACAACACAACUGUCCCAUCAGUCCAAUUCAUCAGGCCCCAGGGACAGUUAGUUGUUGCAUACGAAUGGUUGGCAACAGCCCUAUCGAGAUCAACUUCAAAUGGCUAAACUUAACAAAACGUGUGCUAGCCCAAAACCUGGUUGAGGUAUUACCCUUACAGUAAUGAGCUAUUGCAUGCCAGCUAACAGAGACACACAUCUAACACCACAUGAAAUGCUUUUCAGAUCAACCCAUGCCAAUGCUAGGGCAAAUUCCCUGUAAUGUUUUGCCUCUGGAAUAGUUGCUGAUGGAACCGGAAAGCUUUUAUGCAACAAUUAACUUCAAUACUCAAUGCU
This is a messenger RNA of Tachysurus fulvidraco (yellow catfish), 3901 nucleotides long. It is a transcript of the gene slc41a2a, whose product is annotated as solute carrier family 41 member 2a. Bases 507 to 2006 code for a protein of 499 amino acids. Lineage: Eukaryota; Metazoa; Chordata; Actinopteri; Siluriformes; Bagridae. The transcript has 11 exons. Gene Ontology annotation, biological process: monoatomic cation transport. The record is from RefSeq and is a predicted model, not a curated record. Gene Ontology annotation, molecular function: monoatomic cation transmembrane transporter activity. Gene Ontology annotation, cellular component: plasma membrane.